Messenger RNA from Pocillopora damicornis (cauliflower coral), 675 nucleotides. RefSeq lists its product as uncharacterized. NCBI's taxonomy places the organism in Eukaryota, Metazoa, Cnidaria, Anthozoa, Scleractinia, Pocilloporidae. The record is from RefSeq and is a predicted model, not a curated record.
CGACGAUGCCAAGCGUUAACAAUGGCCGAAACUUUAAUAGAGGAAGGCGAACGUCCAACUACAGAAAGACUAGAGCGACAAGUAAUCGUUCGUCAGGUCACCCCUGAACUCCCAGUACAUUUAAAACUCCUGUUGGCAUCAACAAUUGUUCUAGUUGUACUCGUCUUAGGGACGAUAAUUUAUUUUAUAUACGCUAAAUAUGCAAACGAAUGACAGCAGCGAGAACUACGGAGCAGAUACAGGUGUCUGCUCACAGUUUACUAGUGAAGAUGCACGGAACGACUUGGACUUUGCCGGAAAACAGAUGUUUUGUAACGAUGAAGAGUUUUGCACCACGGAAAAAGCCCACAAGGAUGCGAAUGGAUCGCCACAAACCAAGGCGCAAUGGAAUGACAUCACUUUCAGCAGUGAUGAUCUAGGUCAAACUGGUGAUUCUGAAACAUAUCCUGAUACCUAUGAAAACAUGAUAUCAAGGAUGGGUGAAAUUGAGAAGACUUUGGUAACUGUUAAAGAAACAUUAUCCGCAGCAAGUGUGCGUUGCCAUCUGCUUAAUGUUGAUGUUGUUACAACGUUUAGUCCAGAAAUGCUGGACAUCCUGAACAUAACGAAGGAACAGUGUGAAGACUGUAUAAAAGCAAUGAAGACUUUGUCUGCUGAGGACUACUGACCAAAAAA